AGGGUGUUGUUGGUCUCAUGGCACAAUUAGACUAUAACAGCCCUCACCAUCUCAUAUAAUGACAAUGAAAUCCCAUUCACAAAAUGGCAUUCCCGCGCUUGCUUCGGCGAGGGCUUUGUCUCCCUUUUUAAGCAAGUGCAGCUCAAGUUCAAGUCCUUUCUCCUCUCCUUCUAACCCUACCAGCUCGGCUUCUAAUGCUUCAAUUGGUCGUUUCUCUUACUCGGGGGAGGAGCUGGUUACUGGGUUAGUUAGAUGAGAGACACAUGUUGAUUGGACUUUUUUUUCCCAUAAAUACAUUGGGUUUUAGGGUUUCUCAUAUGAAUCUGAUUGUUUGCAGUGGCGGAGAGGAUGAUCAUCUAAAUGUAUGGCAGAUUUCCUUUCCAGAUGAAAUUCACAACCAUUAAGAUUUAAGCACUGGUCAACAUGUGAAUAUGUGUAUUCUCUUCAUGGUUACAGUGGGCUUUAAAUAUGGUUUUGAAACAGGUCCCAGGUAUAUUUCUUUGAAGACGAUAGUGGGAACAUUCAAAUUUAUUGACUGUAGUACCUGUUAUCCUGUAGCUGAAACUCUGGAUUAGUAUAAAUUCAACAUAUUGAUUUCAGGUGGUUGUAAUUUGAAAAGAUAUUUGCAACCAGAUGAUGGGUUGGGAGAUAAAUUAUGGAUUUAUUUUUGGAAAGAGAGAUGUUUUCUGAAAUUUCCAGUGUAGUCUCUUCCCUUAAUUUUUCCAAUGGCUGGUCAAUCAGACAAUGUGAAAGUGACAGUGGGUGAGGGAAAUGGGGUGGUUGAGAAGUCUGUAUUCUUGCAUGGAAAUUUGGAUAUAUGGAUCAAGGAAGCAAGAUCUCUUCCUAAUAUGGACUUGGCAUCUGAAAGGCUGAGAAAAUGUUUUACAAUGUUUGGGGCUUGCAUUUCUCCCUUUGCCAGAAAACGCAAGAAGAAUCAUGUUCGUCAAGUUAUUACAAGUGAUCCGUACGUGUCUGUUUACCUGGUAGGGGCGACUGUAGCUCAAACUAGAGUAAUUGCCAAUGAUGAGAACCCAUCAUGGGAAGAGCAUUUCUACGUCCCAGUGGCCCACCCUAUAUCAAAGGUGGAAUUACAGGUUAAGGAUAAUGAUGUUCUUGGAGCUCAGCUAAUUGGAGUGGUGGAUAUAUCUGUAGAGAAGAUCCUGCAAGGGGACAAAAUUGAUGGUUGGUUUCCUAUUGUCGGUCCAUAUGGCAAUCCACUAAAACCAUAUCCUGAAUUGCAUCUUUCUUUGCAAUUUAAGACUCUCAAAGAUGACCCUUUAUAUAAAGACGGUGUUGGCGCUGGGCCAGAUUACUCUGGAGUGCCUGGUACAUACUUUCCACUCCGCAAAGGUGGUAAUGUGACCCUUUAUCAAGAUGCUCAUGUGCCUGAUGGAAUACUACCAGAGAUCCUACUAGAUGGUGGAAAAAUUUUUAAGCAAGGUAAAUGUUGGGAAGACAUCUGCCAUGCCAUAUUGGAAGCUCAUCACCUGAUUUAUAUUAUUGGGUGGUCCAUCUACCACCCUGUAAAACUUGUAAGGGAGCCAACGAGGCCAUUACCCACAGGAGGAGAACUAUCACUUGGUGAUCUGUUGAAGUACAAGUCACAGGAAGGAGUUCGUGUGAUUAUGCUGAUUUGGGAUGACAAAACAUCUCAUGACACCUUUCUUCUGAAAACGGAAGGUGUCAUGGAAACUCAUGAUGAAGAAACUCGAAAGUUCUUCAAACACUCAAGUGUACAUUGUGUGCUUUGUCCUCGUUAUGCCAGCAAUAAGCUUAGUAUUUUUAAGCAGCAGGUUGUUGGAACCCUCUUUACACACCAUCAGAAGUGCGUGCUUCUUGACACCCAAGCUGCUGGAAACAAUCGGAAAAUAACUGCUUUCAUUGGUGGUCUCGACUUAUGUGAUGGUCGCUAUGAUACUCCUCAACAUAGGCUCUUCAGGGAUCUUGACAGUGUCUUUGCAAAUGAUUUUCAUAAUCCUACAUUUCCUUCCCGUUCCCGAGGACCAAGACAACCCUGGCAUGAUUUACAUUGUAAAAUUGAGGGUCCUGCUGCAUAUGAUAUAAUGACAAAUUUUGAGCAAAGAUGGAGAAAAGCUACAAAGUGGAAAAAUUUUGGGAUAAAGAAAGUCACACAUUGGCAUGAUGAUGCAAUGAUAAAGCUAGAACGUAUUUCAUGGAUACUCAAUCCCUCUACUUCUGAUCCUGAUGGUGAUCACAAUGUCUGGGUUUCCAAGGAAGGCGAUCCAGAGAGUUGGCAUGUCCAGGUAUUUCGGUCAAUCGAUUCAGGAUCAGUGAAGGGAUUCCCAAAAGUUGUUCAAGAAGCUGAGGCACAGAAUCUUAUUUGUGGAAAGAACCUGAAAAUAGACAAGAGCAUACAUUCUGCAUAUGUGAAAGCAAUAAGAUCAGCACAGCACUUUAUUUACAUAGAGAAUCAGUAUUUCCUCGGUUCUUCUUAUUACUGGCCAUCAUACAAAAAUGCAGGUGCGGAUAAUUUAGUGCCUAUGGAGAUAGCCCUGAAAAUUGCUAGCAAAAUUGCUUUGAAUGAACGUUUUUCGGUGUAUAUAGUAAUACCAAUGUGGCCUGAGGGUGUCCCAUCCAGUGCUGCUGUGCAAGAAAUUCUUUACUGGCAGGGUCAAACAAUGGAAAUGAUGUACAGGAUUGUUGGGCAGGCACUUGAAAAGGCAGGCCUAGCUAAUCAAUACCAUCCACAGGAUUACUUGAACUUCUAUUGCCUAGGUAAGCGCGAAGAUGGUCCACCAGAAGGGCCUCCACAAACAAAUCAGUCUUCUGAAAAUCGUGCAAUGGGAUUAGCUCAAAAGUUUCGCAGAUUUAUGAUUUAUGUCCAUGCCAAAGGGAUGAUAGUUGAUGACGAAUAUGUAAUCAUGGGAUCUGCAAACAUUAACCAAAGAUCUUUGGACGGUUCAAGGGACACAGAAAUUGCUAUGGGCACUUAUCAACCAUGUUAUACAUGGGCAGGAAAGAAGUCUCAUCCGCGAGGCCAGGUAUAUGGUUAUCGUAUGUCUCUCUGGGCUGAGCAUCUUGGUGCACUAGAAGAAUGUUUUCGCGAACCACAGACUCUUGAUUGUGUUAUGCAUGUUAAUAAAUUAGCACGAUGUAACUGGAAGUCAUUUGUAUCUACGGAGAAUAAUGAAAUGAAGGGACACUUGAUGUCAUAUCCAAUCAAGGUGACCAAGAAUGGGAUGGUUGGGCCAAUGCCUGGCAAUGAAAGCUUUCCUGAUGUGGGAGGUAAGAUCCUUGGAGCCCCAACCAAUCUUCCUGAUGCUCUGACAACAUAAGAAGUCUAUUGUUCUCCACAAGAAAAUCACCUAAGGUAAAUCCCAAAACCCAUGGAAAAAAUCAGACCUUGAAGUGGCUCAAAGACAUGUUGUAGAUUACGAAUUUAAUAGAAUAUGAUUCAAUGUUGGAACCCCAAAUGAACAAUGCUACUACUCUGCCUGACAGACUAUUCAUUCUGUGUUGAGGUUUCUAUGUGUAGUUAUUAAAACAAGAAAAAAAGAAGCUCCUAUCUGUGUAUCAUGUUUCAUUUUCAUGAUAGUAAGAAAUACUACGAAAUUGUACUAGGCUGUACUAUUGUAAUUGAUGGAAGCAUAUUAUCUUGU
Messenger RNA from Macadamia integrifolia, 3620 nucleotides. Its product is annotated as phospholipase D delta-like. Gene Ontology annotation, molecular function: D-type glycerophospholipase activity; calcium ion binding. Gene Ontology annotation, cellular component: plasma membrane. Gene Ontology annotation, biological process: phospholipid catabolic process; phosphatidylcholine metabolic process. The coding region runs from base 726 to 3296 and encodes 856 amino acids. NCBI's taxonomy places the organism in Eukaryota, Viridiplantae, Streptophyta, Magnoliopsida, Proteales, Proteaceae. The record is from RefSeq and is a predicted model, not a curated record. The transcript has 12 exons.